Messenger RNA from Eimeria maxima, 600 nucleotides. RefSeq lists its product as hypothetical. Gene Ontology annotation, molecular function: RNA binding. The record is from RefSeq and is a predicted model, not a curated record. The coding region runs from base 1 to 600 and encodes 199 amino acids. Lineage: Eukaryota; Apicomplexa; Conoidasida; Eucoccidiorida; Eimeriidae. The transcript has 2 exons.
AUGUCUUCUGCAGAGGCGAGCCUAGCGGCGGGUGCCGCUGCAGCGGAAGCAUUGGUUGCUGCCCAGCAGCAUGACCAGCAGCAGCACUGGGGUAUAGAGGGUUCAUCAAGUGGUGGUGAUGAUAAGACAGUAUCUGCAGGUACAACAACAGUUGUGAACAGCAACAGCAGCAGCAGCAGCAGCAGCAGUAACAGCAGCAGCAAUAAUACAGUAGUAGGGAAUCCAGGUGAUGAGGAAUCAGGGAGUAGCUUAGCUGAGGGACUAGCUAGCGGUAUACUCCCUUGUCGUAAGAGGAAGGCUCCAGAGGAAUUGCCACAAAUUGACGAGGCCACAGCUGAGCGUCUAAAGAGGGCCACCGACUCCCUCACUAAGGAGCAGCUAAAGAUGCUCCUAGCUAGGGCUUGCUCCCAUUACCCUGCUGUAGAGAAUGCAUUGUAUGCUAUGAUAGAGGCAGACCCUAGUAGCCGUCGUCUUAUGAUAAGAAAUGUUCCUUAUACUGCUACCGAGACGUCUCUUAAGCAGACAGUAGAGGCUUACGGUCCUAUUGAGGACUUUAAGCUUGUUAUAGAUAGAAAUACAGGUACGAAAACAAGGGGAUAA